AUGAAAAUUAAUAACAAUAUUAACAACGAUACGUAAAAUUCCUAGGCAUAAAAGAAUUUUAAUCAAUUUAUCAAACAAGAGGCAGACGACUUCAAGAGACAGUUCAAAUUUAUCGAUAAAGAGAAACUUUUCAUGGAACUUCAAAAUUACAAAAUUGAAAACAACAAUCUAAAAGAGGACAAUACCAAGUUACGUACGCGCAUCCAACAGACCGAGAAAGAGCUCCUCAAUUAUGAGAGACUCUGCGAGAACAUGACCGAGUAGACACCCAACAAGAAGAAGGCCAAUGAGUUACUACUUAUACAACUCAAAAACUAGAACAAGGACCUCCAAAAGCAACUUAAAGAACGUACUAUCUAACUUGACCACCUUAAAAAAAAUACCAAAGUCACCAAAUUUCAAGAGCUAGAGUGUGAUCGCAAAGCCUAUUUUGAUGAAACUGUACGUAUGCGUAAACUCAUAGAAGAGAGUUAAACAUAAUUCUAAUCCAUGUAAAGUAAAUACAAUCAAAGUCUAUAACUUGAAAAUGAAGUUCAAAAACUACUCAAAACUAAUGAAAAUCUCAUUGCUGAAAAUAAAGCACUUAAUUAAAAAAGCCAAUAAUCAGAUGAAAUGAUGCGUUAGUUACAACAAUUGUACAAAGUGAACCAAUAGAAACAGUAAACUUUGGACAAAAGUAUCCAAGAUCUAAAAAACCAGAUCAAAAAGCUAUAGACAGACAAAACCAAUCUUAAAUAAACUAUUAAAUAGAUGCAGGAUGCAUAAUACUAAAAUUUCCAAUAAGCAAAACCAAAAAAGGAACCUACUCCUAGACAAACCUAAUUGCCAAAUUUAGUUUUGGAGGAAUUGCGAUUCAAAUUGAUAUAUAGAGGCAUUACAGUUGAAUAAUUUGCUGAGAUGUUAGAAGGAUUGAAACAAUAGGCUCGAGAAUAAAAUGUGACUGUUAAAGUCGAUGAUUUAAGACAUAUCUUUGCUCAAGAGCCAUUUUCAUAUACAGAUGAGAGCAAAGUACAAUCCAUAUUAAAUUCACUUAGUGGUCAUGGCAAUUAAUUAGUUGAGAAUUUGAAAUCUUUGGUUGGAAAUUUUAAGACUUUUAUGAAUUUUCCAACUUUUGAUUUUGAACAGGCCCAAACAAAAAUGAAGACUCAACUCAAAUAAAAUGAGAAAAAGAUUUAAGAUUUUUGGAACAAACAAAAAAUAAAGGGUGAUGUAGUUAGCAAAUCAGAUGUUCGAAAAAUGUUAAACUCUCUUUCAUUAAAUUGGUAGGAACCUGAAAAUCUAUUCUAUUUUCUAUAACUAUUCGAGAAAUCAGGAGAAGAUCUGUCCCAUAUUCCAUUGAUAGAUACUUAUGAUCCGUUUACUUUGGAAGAUCCAUCAUAACAACAGUAAAUGACAGGACAUCAGAAUAUGAGAAUUUCGGAAGAAUCAGACGAGGAAUUGUUUGAUAAACAGAGCCAAGAUUAUUCACUUGAUGAGAAUGCAGCUAAGAAAAGGAAGGAAUAAGAUUAAAAUUAAGGUGCAGGAUUACAAGAAGAUGAUCAAGAAAGGCAGAAACAAAAUGAGGAUGAAUCGUUUGGAUAAGAAGGAAAUGAUGUUGGGAAAAAUGAACAGGAUGAAUAUGAAUAUGAUCAUUAAGAGGAAGAAUAGGAGGGACACUAAGAGAAUGAAUAUGAAGAUUAAAAUCAAGAAAAUGAAAAUAAUAAACAUGAAGAAUAAUAAAAUGAAUAUGAAAAUGAAGAAUUUGAUUGA
Messenger RNA from Paramecium tetraurelia, 1749 nucleotides. RefSeq lists its product as uncharacterized. The transcript is spliced from 5 exons. NCBI's taxonomy places the organism in Eukaryota, Ciliophora, Oligohymenophorea, Peniculida, Parameciidae. The record is from RefSeq and is a predicted model, not a curated record.